AUGGCUUGCGCGUUGGCUCAGGCGGCGGUGGAGUUAAGCUUUUGUCGAGCGAGGGUCUAUGAGGAUGCCUUUAUGACCGACGACACAUUGUCGUUGUUCCAACAUAAAUUCUCACUAGGGGCUACGCCUCGCAGUUCCAAUGGCAUGGGAGCUUCAUUCACAGUUUUAUUGGUUUAUGUAGAUGAUAUACUCUUAACAAAGAAUAAUGUUGCUUGUGUCAACCAUUUGAAGCAAGUGCUUGAUGAUAAGUUUGGCUUAAAGGAUCUAGGUUCAUUGAGAUAUUUUCUGGGUUUGGAGUUGGCUAGGACUGAAGAAGGAAUCAGUCUUAACAAAAGGAAGUAUGCCUUAGAAAUACUCAAGGACACUGGUUUUCUUGGCAGCAAACCAGUGAAGUUUCCCAUGGAACAAAACUUGAGGUUAUCUAAAUAUGAAGGCAAGUUAUUGGAGGAACCAAGUCAAUAUAGAAGACUAAUUGGGAGACUUUUAUAUCUCACCUUGGCAAGACCUGACUUGACUUAUGCAGUGCAUAGGUUAAGUCAGUUUGUAUCACAACCAAGGGAACCACAUUUGCAAGCAGCUCAUAGGGUGCUCCAAUUCAUUAAAGGGUCACUAGGUAUAGGUAUUUUCUUUCUAAGUAACACAAAGUUGCAUAUCAAAUCAUUUUGUGAUGUAGACUGGGCUGGAUGCCCAGACACAAGGAGAUCUCUCACAGGUUAUGCAAUAUAUUUAGGGGAUUCUCUAAUUUCUUGGAGAUCAAAAAAGCAAGGAGUUGUUUCAAGGUCUUCAGUUGAGGCUAAAUAUCGAGCCAUGGCAAGUAUAUCUUGUGACAUCACUUGGGUUUUGCGGUUGUUGAAGGACUUGAGCAUUGAACAUUCAAGACCAACUAUGCUAUUUUGUGACAAUCAGGCUGAAUUAUAUAUUGCAGCAAAUUGCCUUUCAUGA
Quercus robur (English oak) is the source of this 942-nucleotide messenger RNA. RefSeq lists its product as uncharacterized. Lineage: Eukaryota; Viridiplantae; Streptophyta; Magnoliopsida; Fagales; Fagaceae. The record is from RefSeq and is a predicted model, not a curated record. The transcript has 2 exons. Bases 1 to 942 code for a protein of 313 amino acids.